CUUACCCAAACAUGCCCUCAGAAGCUUCAAGACACUCCAACAUCUAAAAAUGUCACCGGAAAAAGAAACCCUAGAAAUCUCCCCACCCUCACCACCACCACCCCCACCAGAAAUGGACCAAGAAACACCACUUUCACUACCACUCAUCUUAACAAGCAAAGAAACCAUCUUUUCACCACCACACCCACCACCACAACAGUUAACAGAAACCCCAGAAAAACCCACAAACCACAUCCCACAAUCCAUGGUUUCUUUCAAAGAAGAAAGCAACAUGAUCAAAGAUCUUUCACAUCUGGAAACACUCUCACUCAAUGAGCUCAAACUCAUGGUCCAAGAAGCAAUAGCCAAUAAAGACUCAACCUUUACACCUAACCCAGAUCAACCCACUUCAGAAAUCUCAAUUUGGGGGAUACCCCUGUUCAAAGACGAAAGAACUGAUGUGAUCUUGCUUAAGUUCUUGCGUGCUAGAGAGUUCAAAGUCAAAGAUUCUUUCAUAAUGCUAAAGAACACAUUCUUGUGGAGAAAAGCCUUUAGCAUUGAUGAUUUAGUGGAUGAAAACUUCAACAAUGAUCUUGAAAAAGUUGUGUUUAAUCAUGGGUUUGAUAAAGAGGGACACCCUGUUUGUUAUAAUGUGUAUGGUGAGUUUCAAGAUAAGGAGCUUUAUAAUAAGACAUUAACUGAUGAGGAAAAGAGGACUAGUUUUUUGAAGUGGAGGGUUCAGUUUCUUGAAAGGAGUAUAAGGAAGUUGGAUUUUAGGCCUGGUGGGGUUAAUACUAUUUUUCAGGUGAGUGAUUUGAAGAAUUCGCCUGGGCCCGGGAAGCGCGAGCUUCGGUUGGCUACCAAGCAGGCUUUGCAGGUGUUGCAGGAUAAUUAUCCUGAGUUUGUAGCAAAGCAGGUUUUCAUUAACGUUCCAUGGUGGUAUUUAGCUUUUUAUUCGAUGAUGAGUCCGUUCAUGACUCAAAGGACUAAGAGCAAGUUUGUGUUUGCCAGCCCAGCAAAAACCGCCGAAACCCUUUUCAAAUAUGUGGGUCCAGAGCAUGUUCCGAUUCAGUACGGCGGGCUGAGUGUAGAUUAUUGUGAUUGCAAUCCAGAGUUUACGAUUGAUGAUCCAGCUGCGGUUGUUACUGUUAAACCGGCAACCAAACAAACUGUGGAGAUUAUCGUAAAUGAGAAAUGCACGAUCGUGUGGGAGCUAAGAGUAGUGGGGUGGGAAGUGAGCUACAGUGCGGAAUAUGUGCCGAAUGAUGAAACUAAUUACACCAUUAACAUACAAAAACCGAAAAAGAUGACAGCAAUCGAUGAACCGGUUAUAAGCCAGAGUUUUAAGAUCAAGGAGCUCGGUAAAAUACUUCUCACCAUCGACAACCCUACUUCAAAGAAGAAAACACUACUUUACCGGUUCAAAGUUGAUCCUCUUUUGGAAUGAAGAACAUCUACAGUUACUGAAACUUCAGACGUAUGAUGGGUUCGUGUUUGUUUAUGUUAGCUAGAUGUCGCAUAGCGGAUCUUUUGUUAAAUUUUUUUCGACCGGUUUUUUGUUGUUGUGCUAUACUACUUUUAUCAGGCUGCUUUCUUUUUUAAGGUGGCUUGAUGUGUAUGUUAAUUGGUUGUUGACUUUGGUAUGAAUUUGAUGUUUAGAGUGUUUGUAAUUGUGCCUAUUGAUAUGAAUUUGGUUUGGUAUGCA
This is a messenger RNA of Helianthus annuus (common sunflower), 1684 nucleotides long. RefSeq names its product patellin-3. Lineage: Eukaryota; Viridiplantae; Streptophyta; Magnoliopsida; Asterales; Asteraceae. The record is from RefSeq and is a predicted model, not a curated record. Bases 50 to 1426 code for a protein of 458 amino acids. Gene Ontology annotation, molecular function: lipid binding. The transcript has 4 exons.